This is a messenger RNA of Fomitiporia mediterranea MF3/22, 1038 nucleotides long. RefSeq names its product Aldo/keto reductase. The record is from RefSeq and is a predicted model, not a curated record. Lineage: Eukaryota; Fungi; Basidiomycota; Agaricomycetes; Hymenochaetales; Hymenochaetaceae. Bases 1 to 1038 code for a protein of 345 amino acids. The transcript has 5 exons.
AUGUCGACAGGAAAGACAGAAACGACGCAGCCUCCUGUCGAAUAUCGUCGACUCGGUAACUCAGGACUGCGCGUCUCAGUGCCCAUCCUGGGUGCUAUGUCAUUUGGUUCGUCGAAGUGGCUUCCAUGGGUUAUCAACGAAGCCGAAGCACUCCCUUUACUCAAAACUGCUUGGGAUCGUGGAGUCACUACCAUCGACACAGCUAAUGUCUAUUCCAACGGUUACUCCGAACGGAUUAUCGGGAAAUUCCUCAACCAAUAUCAAAUCCCGAGGAAUAGAGUGUUGAUAUUCACCAAGUGUUAUAACCUGACGCAUGAGGAUCCGGCAGUCAAAACCCACUUGAAUCCAGAGUUGAAGGAUACGAGGGAUUACGUGAAUCAGAGUGGACUGAGUCGGGCGGCAAUAUUCAAUCAAGUGGAGGACUCACUCGAGAGGCUUGGAACGAGUUACAUCGAUCUGCUUCAGAUCCAUCGCUACGACUCAAACACACCACCAGAAGAGACGAUGAAAGCGCUUCACGAUCUUGUCGAAUCCGGCAAAGUCCGAUAUAUUGGUGCAAGUUCGAUGCGCGCAUGGCAGUUUUCAGAACUCAACCAUGUUGCAGAGAAGAAUGAGUGGACACAGUUCGUUAGCAUGCAAAAUGAGUUUUCACUGCUUUAUCGCGAGGAGGAGCGUGAGAUGAUACCAUACUGCAAAGCCCACGGGAUCGGCCUUAUCCCUUGGGGUCCACUCCAGGCUGGUAGCCUUGCUGCACCAAUUGGCACCUCUACAACUCGGCGAGACUCUGCGAAUAGGACCUAUUCAGAAGCAGACAAGGUGAUUAUAGAGCGUGUAGAAGAGGUGGCGAAGAAGAGAGGGUGGACCAUGAGCCAGGUCGCGCUGGCGUGGAUAAAUGGAAAGGUCUCCAGUCCAAUCGUUGGCAUUAGUUCGCCCGAACGUCUGGAAUCAUCUAUUAUAUCAGGGAAAGAACUCACCGAAGAUGAAAUUAAGUAUCUCGAGGAACCAUACGUUCCGAAGGUUGUUAGAGGACACGCAUAA